AUGCUGUUGUAGCUGUGAUUGACAAAUAGAGUUUCAGAGGAAAAACUCAUAACAACAAUGAAUUCCGCAUCAAUUUCCAGCACAGAUUUCAGAACUUUCUCGAAUCUUCCGUCACGCCGAACUGCAUACUUAGCUCACCGGCGCGUAGCCGAGACGCUCCCUCAAAGUGCUUUUUCAUUGCCGGAAAGAGUAGUUAGCAGCAGUAGCAAAGCUGGAAGGAAAACCUCUAUUCGCUACACUGUCUCUGCUAGCUAUGGUGGUAAGGAAUCGGGUUCAGUUAACUCUAAUGAGUAUACUUCUCCAGCGAAGGCACUCCGGAAACUAUUAGAAUCGCCGGGAGUUCAUCAAGGACCAGCUUGUUUCGAUGCUCUCAGUGCUAAGCUUGUUGAGCGAGCUGGGUUCGAUUUCUGCUUUACAACUGGUUUUGGAAUAUCUGCUGCACGGUUAGGACUGCCAGAUGCAGGACUAAUUUCCUAUGGAGAGAUGGUGGCUCAAGGUCGAGAGAUCACACAAGCAGUGUCCAUACCAGUAAUUGGGGAUGGAGAUAAUGGAUAUGGUAAUGCCAUGAAUGUCAAGAGAACUGUGAAAGGAUAUAUUAGAGCAGAUUUUGGGGGAAUAAUCCUUGAAGAUCAGGUUUCUCCCAAAGCAUGUGGGCACACACGUGGCAGGAAAGUUGUUUCUCGGGAGGAAGCAAUCAUGAGAAUAAAAGCGGCUGUUGAUGCUCGAAAAGAAAGUGGAUCUGACAUUGUGAUUGUGGCACGUACUGAUGCACGCCAAGCAGUCUCCUUUGAAGAAGCCCUUUGGCGGGCACGUGCUCUUGCUGAUGCUGGAGCUGAUGUUCUGUUCAUAGAUGCUCUUGCUUCCAAAGAAGAGAUGAAAGCUUUCUGUGAUGUCUAUCCACUGGUUCCGAAGCUUGCAAAUAUGCUUGAAGGUGGUGGUAAAACACCAAUAUUCACUCCUAUUGAACUUGAGGAACUUGGAUACAAACUUGUGGCAUAUCCACUUUCCUUGAUUGGGGUAUCAAUCGGUGCAAUGCAGGAUGCAUUGUCUGCCAUUAAAGGAGGUCGGAUACCAUCGCCGGGUAGCAUGCCUUCAUUUGAAGAGCUAAAAGAAAUCCUAGGUUUCAGUACCUACUAUGAAGAAGAGAAGCGUUAUGCAACAACAAGCAGUCAACUUCCUUCUCGUAAAGGUGAUUUCUCAUCAAACAGCAAUGAGUACGGUGUUCAACCCGGCAUCCAAGCUGAUAGAGAGCAGAGGAGUCAAAUACCAGAGAAUCCUGUUGAGGUAUUGAUACCUGAGGUGUAUGACAAAUUUUCUGGUGAGGGUAAGAAAGGAAAUUUCUCAAUGGCCUGGUCUCGGAAAUUGAGAGUAAAGAUUACUGGAAAAGAUGGAUUUGAAAAGCUAGAUAUCAGAAUUCCUGCUGGGUUUUUGGAAGGAAUCACAAACAUAGUUCCAGCUUUGGUAGGUGUAAACAUCAAGUCUCUGUUGGAUGAGGCAACUUUAGAAGAGGGUGGGAAACAAUUGUUGGAUUUUCAGGAUACAAUGGGUGACAGGAUACAAGUUAUUUUGGAGUAAAGGAGCUCUUGCUUCUUAUUCCUGUAUUUUGAUGAAUAAAUCUUGGGCAAUCUAAAAUAAUUUGGUCAUUAUAUGGCAACUGAUGUAUAAUCCCUAGUUCACCUUGGCCCCUGAGAUCUGGUCUAAUUGGAAGAGCAUAAUGUGUGGGUUAAGCGCAUGUCUCCUAUUGUUUUCGGCAUGUAUGGAUUUUAACUUAAACUAUUGAUCAAUAAUAUUAUUUAAUUAAAAUAU
This is a messenger RNA of Solanum stenotomum, 1806 nucleotides long. RefSeq lists its product as uncharacterized. Gene Ontology annotation, molecular function: catalytic activity. NCBI's taxonomy places the organism in Eukaryota, Viridiplantae, Streptophyta, Magnoliopsida, Solanales, Solanaceae. The transcript has 8 exons. Bases 58 to 1575 code for a protein of 505 amino acids. The record is from RefSeq and is a predicted model, not a curated record.